AUGAAGAAAUUUUUCGACUCUCGCCGGGAGCAGGGAGGAUCCGGAGCCGGCUCGGGCACCAUUGGCGGCAGCGGUAGCAGCAGCACCGGGCCUGGGAGUGGAUACGUCGGCCGGGUCUUCAACGUGGGAAGGCAGCAGGUGACGGUGGAGGAGGUAGUGGCAGAAGGUGGCUUCGCUAUUGUAUUUCUGGUAAAGACCAGCAAUGGGAUGAAAUGUGCUCUCAAACGAAUGUACGUGAACAACGAAUACGAUUUACAAGUCUGCAAAUGGGAAAUCCAGAUCAUGAGGGAUCUCGUGGGGCACAAGAACAUUGUUGGCUACAUUGACUCCACAAUAAACUCAGUGAGCAGCGGAGAUGUAUGGGAAGUCCUAAUCUUGAUGGAUUUUUGCCGAGGAGGCCAGGUAGUGAAUUUGAUGAACCAGCGCUUGCAGAUGGGAUUUACGGAAAAUGAAGUUCUGCAAAUCUUUUGUGACACUUGUGAAGCUGUGGCCAGGCUGCACCAGUUCAAAUCCCCCAUCGUCCACAGGGACCUGAAGGUGGAGAAUGUCCUCUUACACGAUCGUGGCCACUAUGUCCUCUGUGACUUUGGGAGCGCCACCAAUAAAUCACAGAAUCCUCAGUUGGAAGGAGUGAACGUAGUGGAGGAAGAAAUCAAGAAGUAUACCACGCUCUCAUACAGAGCUCCAGAGAUGGUCAACCUUUACAGCGGCAAACUGAUCACCACAAAAGCUGAUAUCUGGGCCCUGGGAUGUUUGCUCUACAAACUCUGCUACUUUACUCUGCCAUUUGGGGAGAGCCAAGUGGCAAUUUGCGAUGGCAACUUCACCAUUCCUGACAACUCGCGCUACACCCAAGGCAUGCACUGCCUAAUAAGGUAUAUGCUGGAACCUGAUCCUGACAAGAGGCCUGACAUUUAUCAGGUCUCUUACUUUGCAUUCAAGCUUGCUAAGAGGGAAUGUCCUGUCCCCAACACUCAGAAUUCUCCAAUUCCUGCCAAACUUCCAGAGCCUGUGAAAGCUAGCGAAGCUGCUGCUAAGAAAACCCAGCCCAAAGCUAGGCUGACAGAUCCUAUUCCUACAACAGAAACAUCCAUCACACCACGUCAGAGACCCAAAGCUGGGCAAACUCAGCCAAAUCCAGGAAUUCUGCCCAUCCAACCUGCCUUGACUCCCAGGAAGAGGCCUGCAGUCCAGGCCAGUGUCCAGCCACAAGCUCCGGCUCCUUUGGCAGCAGUUCCCCUCCCUGCAGCAGUUCCUCAGCCGAACUCUCUGCCUCAACCGACUCAGCCCAAGCCCGCUGGCGGUGCACAGCCGGUGGCUGCCGCUGCCACCGCACAAGCCCAGCUCCCUCCAGCCCAGGCCACGCCGCAGCAUCAGCUCUUCCUCAAGCAGCCGCAGCCGCCGGUCUCUGCUCUCUUUUAUCAGCAGCCCCCCCAGAUGCCACUGCUGCAGGUUCAACAGACCCACAAGAUGCCACAGGCUGCCCAGACGUCCGGAAAGCCGCCAUUCCCGGUGGUUCAGCAGGGAACAGCGACUGCCACCCAGCCGCUGCCGCCACAACUGUUGGCUCAGCAAGCCACCAUGCAACCCAAGAUUGUUGCCGGGCAGCAGAAGCCCCCUGCGCAGCUCUUGCCCCAACCGCAGAUGCCGCCUUCAGUUGCACCAGCAGCCCCCAACCAGGAGCACCCGCAAGCACCUCCAAGACAACAAAAGAUACCAACUAUUCCUCCAUCGGCUGUCCAGGGGCAGAAGGUGGGGUCUCUCACACCACCAUCCUCCCCCAAGACUCAGCGAGGUGGACACCGGAGGAUUUUAAGUGAUGUGACCCACAGCACCGUCUUUGGGGUCCCAGCCAGUAAAUCAACACUGCUGCUACAGGCAGCAGCUGCAGAAGCCAGCCUCAAUAAGUCCAAGUCUGCCUCAACUACCCCUUCGGGGUCUCCGAGGACCUCACAGCAAAAUGUCUACAACCCACCAGAUGUCUCUACUUGGAACCCUUUUGAUGAUGACAACUUCUCCAAGCUCACCGCAGAGGAGCUGCUGAAUAAGGAUUUUGCAAAACUAAGUGAUGGUAAGCCUCCUGAGAAGCUUGACAGUUCAACGGAGAACCUGAUCCCAGGUUUUCAGCCCGCACCUUCCGCAGCGCAGCCAGACGCAUUUGGCUCUUCUCCUCUUGCGCCCAUAUCAGCUGAAAAAACAAAAGAUAUUCUGGAUACCAGCCCUCCACUUCUGGCUGUUCCUGACCCUUUCAUUCCUCUUCCACUGUCAGAUACACCAGAAAAACUGAUCGAAGGCCUCAAAUCUCCUGAGCCUCCGCUCCUGCUCCCCAAUAUCCUGCCUCUGGCCGAUCCCUUCGGUAGCACCUCUGAUGCUAUGAAUGGAAAAGCUGAGCUGACCGCUGAGAGUCUCAUCCCGGGCCUUGAGGCUCCUGUGCCCCAGCUCGGAUCCUCCCAGGCAGAUUCGGUGGCUUCCAGCAGAGCAGAUUCAAUCACUGCGGAGGAGUCCCUGCUUGACUGCUCUCUGCUUUCUAACCCCGGCACUGACCUCCUGGAUGAGUUCGCUCCUUUGGCUGUUUCAUCCCAAACUCACAAAGAAGAUACUAACCUGAUAUCAGGCUUUGAUGUCCUUGAUGGCUCUGAAAAAGUGGCAGAAGAUGAGUUUGACCCCAUCCCUGUGUUAAUAUCCAAAAAUUCACAAGGUGGGCAUUCUAGAAACAGCAGUGGAAGCUCUGAAUCCAGUCUUCCUAACCUAGCCAGGUCUCUUCUGCUGGUGGAUCAGCUCAUAGACCUGUAGCAGUCGCUCAGUAACAGGCGGUUUCUGUAACGUACCUAAAAUCCUUUCGUUCCUUUUUUUUUUCUUCUCCUAACAGAGCUAAUCUUUAGUUGUUGGAUGGUUUUUUGCUUUUGUUUUGUUUGAAAUAACGCCCGGUGGAAGGACCCUGCUCUGAAAUUGUACCCUCUGUUAGGAUUUAUCUGUACUUGUUUCCAGCGCAGCCUUGAUGCAGCCUGCGACAGUUUCUCGUGCAAUUCUCUGCUAUCUUUAAGGGAGUGCUACCAUGUAUUAAUCACUUUGCUACGAUUUAUCCCUUAGUGCCACCAAAACUAUCAUUGUAAAAAAAAAAACCCAUGUAAUCUAUGUAUGAUCCUUGCUAGAAAUACAUACGACUAAUCUGCCUAAAUAAUGCUAACUAAAAUUGUCUGUCAAACUUUUUUUCUUGAUUAAAAAAAAAAAGCGAGACCUGGGAGGCUAAGGGCAGUGAAGAGAAGUAGUGUUGUCCUUCUCCAGUGCAGGGGGAGCGUGCUAGGAAGUCCUAUCACGGAUUGGGGCCUGGACAGAGGGUCUUCCAAAGACAAAAUUCAGUUUGAGGCCUGAUGGUUUUAGAUAAAAGACAUUUCAAGCCCUGAAAGACGACAGUUUUGCGCCAUAAACUCCUGUUUUGCAAUCUGCUUAGGAAUGGACUGUGCUUAAAAUAAAUCAAUCAAUAAAUAAAGAUACUAAAGCUGUGGAACUUAUUCUACUCAAAAUGGUUAAUGUGAACCAUAAUAUUGUGUCAAACAGCAUGGCUAAGACCUUUUCUGUUGGAUGAACUAACAUUAGGAGGGGGGGAGGCCUUUGCGACUAGGGUGCUUGGUUUAUGGAGGACUUGUAUAAAUUGUAUGCACAUGUCAGAGUUUCUUGAAGGUAAGACUGGUGUUUUGUUCUGUUUUCCUUUCUCAGUUUUUGCUAUUCUUCUCUGUAAUUGCAUAUUGUAUUAACACAGUAAUAUGAAGCCAUCCCCCCUUCUUGAUAGACAGACUGUACUUUUUAAGUUAGAUCCUUCUUUCUUUAUUGAACUAGCAUGAACUCCUUGCCAACCGGUUUUCAGUAAGUGCUUUCCAGCUUAGGUGUGUCUGAACAGUUUUAUCUUUUAUUUUCAUGUUGAUAUGCUCAGUUUCCUCAAACUAUUGGAUAUGGUAAACUUGUUUUAUUGGCUUCUGAUCUUCAAGUCCAAAAUUAAUGGUCCCUUCCAAGAUGUUCUUCUGAAAAGGAGGACGACUGUUACUCCGUAGUGGAAUAAUCACUAGCUUAAUGCUAACUUUGUGUAUGUGCAAAUGUAUUGUAGUAGUUCAAAAAGUGCAGUUUCCCUACGUGUGAGUGUAUGAAUGGCUCAAUUUCUAGGUGUAUCAGCCUCUCCUACAAGAUUGAAAGACCUUCUGAUGUAACCCUGAGUAUUUUUCUCCAGCUUUCCCAAGAACCCCAUUCAAAUCUCUGCCUUCCAGAAGUUAGCUCAACAAAUUCUGUAAAUAGAAUUUCACUGUCGUGUCAAUCCUCUCUUGAAUCUUUCUAAAGUCUACUUGCUGACGCUCUUCAUUAUAAAACAGUUACUGCUUCUGUGUGAUGUGUGUGUCCAUAGGUCGUUUUGCUGCACUUUCCUGACUUACCUGACAAAAGUAUGAAAACGAUUGUAGCAAAAUUGUCGAUAGUUCUUUACAUUUUGGGGCAGACUCUUUGAUUCUUUGUCUUGACUCUUGAUUCCUGAAGUGCAGGCAACUGGAGUUGGAUCACAUGGACAGAGCUUUAGAUAGAACGUUAUUGUAUAGUCAGAUGAUACUGAAAAUAUAUGGAAAAAAGAAUGGAUUUUUUUAAACAAAGUAACCACCUGCUGUAUAUUAGAAACCAAAAAACACCCCCCCCCUGUGAA
Messenger RNA from Protobothrops mucrosquamatus (brown spotted pit viper), 4681 nucleotides. It is a transcript of the gene AAK1, whose product is annotated as AP2 associated kinase 1. The record is from RefSeq and is a predicted model, not a curated record. NCBI's taxonomy places the organism in Eukaryota, Metazoa, Chordata, Lepidosauria, Squamata, Viperidae. Gene Ontology annotation, biological process: protein phosphorylation. The transcript is spliced from 21 exons. Bases 1 to 2793 code for a protein of 930 amino acids. Gene Ontology annotation, molecular function: ATP binding; protein kinase activity.